AUGCAACUGAAUGCGAACGGACAAUGGAGAAACCAAACGGUUGUCACCAUAUUCAUCCUCCUGGGAUUUGGAGACCUCCCGCAGCUUCAAAUUCUUUUCUUUCUAGUGUUUCUGGUCAUCUACCUGAUGACCAUGACUGAAAACAUCCUCAUUGUUUUGCUUAUCAUUGGCGAUCAUCGCCUUCACACUCCCAUGUACUUCUAUCUAGGAAACUUGUCAUUCAUGGAGAUCUGUUAUGCAUCUACUGUUAUUCCUCGGAUUUUGGCCAGCCUUCAGACUGGGGACAAAACCAUUUCCGUAAUUGGAUGUCUGGCUCAGUUGUACAGCUUUGGCACCUUGGCGGCCACUGAAUGUUAUCUAUUGGCCGUGAUGUCAUACGAUCGAUAUAUAGCAAUAUGCAAACCACUUUAUUAUUCCGUUCUCAUGAAUGCCAGAAUUUCCAUCCAGCUAGCUAUAUAUUGCUGGGGAAGUGGCCUCCUCGGCAGCACUGUUGUUAUUGCAUUGAUAUCUAACUGGUCUUUUUGCAAAGCCAAUGAAAUUGACCAUUUCUUCUGUGAUUUCCCUCCGCUGAGAAAGCUCGCUUGCAGUGAUACAAGUCUUGCAGAGAUAGCACUAACGGUGGUUACUAGCAUUAUAUCAGUAUUCCCCACUACCUUAACUCUAACGUCUUACAUUUGUAUCAUCAACGCUAUCCUGAGAAUCCCAACUAAUACAGGGAAACAAAAGGCCUUUUCUACCUGCUCUUCCCAUCUAAUAAUAGUGACUAUAUUUUAUGGAAGUCUCUUUGCUGUGUACUUGGUUCCUUCUUCAACGAACUUGAACAAAAUUGUCUCAGUCUUCUAUUCUCUUCUGAUACCAUUAUUCAAUCCACUCAUUUACACACUAAGAAAUAAAGAAGUAAAGCGAGCCUUGGGAAGAUAUGUCGGUAAAUUAGUCUUUUCUACGUGA
Molecule: messenger RNA, 948 nt
Organism: Sphaerodactylus townsendi
Lineage: Eukaryota; Metazoa; Chordata; Lepidosauria; Squamata; Sphaerodactylidae
Product: olfactory receptor 5V1-like
Exons: 1
Coding region: 1-948 (315 amino acids)
Biological process (GO): G protein-coupled receptor signaling pathway
Cellular component (GO): membrane
Molecular function (GO): G protein-coupled receptor activity; olfactory receptor activity
Source: RefSeq, a predicted model, not a curated record